CGGGUGCCUUCUGCCUCGCCCGCAGUCCUCCCGCCCGGCGCUCGCUCGCUGCCUCGCUUACUCAGCCGCCGCUGCUGCUGUGGCUGUCGCCGUGCCUCUGUCCACCGACUCGGAGCUCGAUAACCAUGGCGGAGGCUCACCAAGCCGUGGCCUUUCAGUUCACGGUCACUCCCGACGGAAUCGACCUGCGGCUGAGCCACGAGGCCCUCAGGCAGAUCUAUCUGUCUGGACUUCAUUCCUGGAAAAAGAAGCUCAUCAGAUUCAAGAAUGGCAUCAUCACCGGCGUAUACCCGGCGAGUCCCUCCAGCUGGCUCAUCGUGGUUGUGGGCGUGGUAUCAACAAUGUACACCAAGAUCGACCCCUCUUUGGGAAUAAUUGCAAAAAUCAAUCGGACCCUUGACAGGACUGGCUACAUGUCCAGCCAGACGAAGAGGGUGGUCAGCGGCGUCCUCUUCGGCACGGGCCUGUGGGUGGCCCUCAUCAUCACCAUGCGCUACUCUCUGAAGGUGUUGCUGUCCUACCACGGCUGGAUGUUCGCCCAGCACGGCAAGAUAAGCCGCGCCACCAAAAUCUGGAUGGGUAUGGUCAAGAUCUUUUCAGGCCGCAAACCCAUGUUGUACAGCUUCCAGACGUCUUUGCCACGCCUGCCGGUCCCAGCCGUCCAAGAUACCGUCAACAGGUACCUGGAAUCCGUGAAGCCUCUUAUGAAGGAAGGAGACUUUACACGGAUGACAGCUCUGGCACAAGAUUUUGCUGUCAAUCUCGGGCCAGGAUUGCAGUGGUAUUUGAAGCUAAAGUCCUGGUGGGCUACCAAUUAUGUGAGUGACUGGUGGGAGGAGUACAUCUACCUCCGAGGACGAGGGCCACUGAUGGUGAACAGCAAUUACUACGCGAUGGAUUUGCUGUACAUCACACCGACUCACAUUCAGGCAGCGAGAGCAGGCAACGGUAUCCAUGCCAUCCUGCUUUACAGACGCAAACUGGACCGGGAGGAAAUCAAACCAAUUUUUCUUUUGGGAUCUACAGUUCCGCUCUGCUCCGCCCAGUGGGAGCGAAUGUUUAAUACUUCUCGGAUCCCAGGAGAGGAAACAGACACCCUCCAGCACCUCGGGGACAGCAGGCACAUCGUCGUGUUCCACAAAGGCCGUUACUUCAAGGUCUGGCUCUACCACGACGGCCGGCUGUUGAAGCCCCGCGAGAUCGAACAGCAGAUGCAGAGGAUCCUGGAUGACCCGUCGGAACCCCAGGCCGGCGAGGCGAAGCUGGCGGCCCUCACGGCAGGAGACAGAGUCCCCUGGGCCAGGUGUCGCCAGGCCUAUUUUGGACAUGGGAAGAACAAGCAGUCUCUGGAUGCAGUGGAAAGAGCCGCGUUCUUCGUGACAUUGGACGAAACGGAACAAGGGUAUAGGGAGGAAGACCCGGUUACGUCGAUGGAUAGCUACGCCAAGUCUCUGCUGCACGGCAGGUGUUUCGACAGGUGGUUUGAUAAAUCGAUCACAUUUGUCAUCUUCAAAAACGGCAAGAUGGGCAUAAACGCGGAGCACUCCUGGGCCGACGCCCCCAUCAUCGGUCACCUUUGGGAGUACGUACUGGCCACGGACAGCUUCCAGCUGGGUUAUGCAGAGGAUGGACACUGUAAAGGGGACACCAACUCAAACAUCCCAUACCCCACCCGGCUACAGUGGGACAUCCCGCAGGAAUGUCAGGAAGUCAUAGAGACUUCCCUGAGCAGCGCGAACCUCCUGGCCAGCGACGUGGAUUUCUGUACUUUUCUGUUCAGUGCUUUCGGUAAAGGGCUGAUCAAGAAAUGCAGAACCAGCCCGGACGCCUUCGUGCAGCUGUCCCUCCAGCUGGCUCAUUACAAGGACAUGGGCAAAUUUUCCCUCACCUACGAGGCCUCCAUGACCCGGCCCUUCCGAGAGGGCAGGACGGAGACCGUGCGUUCCUGCACCACUGAGUCGUGCAACUUUGUGCUGGCCAUGGUGGACCCCACGCAGACGGUUGAACAGAGGCUCAAGUUAUUCAAGAUUGCGUCCAAGAAGCAUCAGCACCUGUGCCAUCUGGCGAUGACCGGCUCCGGGAUCGACCGCCAUCUCUUCUGCCUCUACGUGGUGUCCAAAUACCUCGCAGUUGACUCCCCUUUCCUGAAGGAGGUGCUAUCUGAGCCUUGGAGAUUAUCCACCAGCCAGACCCCUCAGCAGCAGGUGGAACUGUUCAAUUUGGAAAGGAAUCCAGAGUACGUGUCAAGCGGAGGCGGCUUUGGACCGGUUGCUGAUGACGGCUAUGGGGUGUCGUACAUUCUCGUGGGUGAGAAGCUCAUCAGUUUCCACAUUUCUUCCAAGUUCUCCUGCCCUGAGACAGAUUCUCAUCGCUUCGGGAAGAACCUGAAACAAGCAAUGAUCGACAUCGUGAGUUUGUUCGGGCUCAGCUCCAAUUCCAAAAAGUAAAUCCCUUAGCACUGCCGGGAAGGAAAAUGAGCUCUUCGGAUGA
Lipotes vexillifer (Yangtze River dolphin) is the source of this 2490-nucleotide messenger RNA. RefSeq names its product carnitine palmitoyltransferase 1A (gene CPT1A). The coding region runs from base 126 to 2447 and encodes 773 amino acids. Gene Ontology annotation, cellular component: mitochondrion. The record is from RefSeq and is a predicted model, not a curated record. Gene Ontology annotation, molecular function: carnitine O-palmitoyltransferase activity. Gene Ontology annotation, biological process: carnitine metabolic process; fatty acid metabolic process. Lineage: Eukaryota; Metazoa; Chordata; Mammalia; Artiodactyla; Lipotidae. The transcript is spliced from 19 exons.